AUGGAAGCGCCCCAGCAGAUUACCGACAUCAAGAAGUUCCUUGAGAUUGCUCGCAGAAAGGACGCCUCGGCGGCCCGCGUCAAGAGCACCACCCGUGCCGACGGCAAGCAGGUCACCAAGUUCAAGAUCCGCUGCUCGCGCUUCCUCUACACCCUCUCGGUCGACGACAAGCAGAAGGCUGAGAAGCUCAAGCAGUCGCUUCCCCCUGGUCUUAACGUUGUCGAGAUCGGCAAGCCCGUCAAGGGCCGCAAGUGUAUGGCAGGCUCGAUGUCCGCAGGCACCGGGCUGAUCAUGUCGUCACACAAGCACAUCUUUGACCGCGGUCAAGAAUAA
Moesziomyces antarcticus is the source of this 333-nucleotide messenger RNA. Its product is annotated as ribosomal protein L38e. Bases 1 to 333 code for a protein of 110 amino acids. Gene Ontology annotation, molecular function: structural constituent of ribosome. Lineage: Eukaryota; Fungi; Basidiomycota; Ustilaginomycetes; Ustilaginales; Ustilaginaceae. Gene Ontology annotation, cellular component: ribosome; cytosolic large ribosomal subunit. The record is from RefSeq and is a predicted model, not a curated record. The transcript has 3 exons. Gene Ontology annotation, biological process: protein-RNA complex assembly; translation.